Messenger RNA from Anopheles merus, 2337 nucleotides. RefSeq names its product solute carrier family 23 member 2. NCBI's taxonomy places the organism in Eukaryota, Metazoa, Arthropoda, Insecta, Diptera, Culicidae. The record is from RefSeq and is a predicted model, not a curated record. Bases 421 to 2133 code for a protein of 570 amino acids. Gene Ontology annotation, cellular component: membrane. The transcript has 3 exons. Gene Ontology annotation, molecular function: transmembrane transporter activity. Gene Ontology annotation, biological process: transmembrane transport.
UCUAAAAUGUUAGCGCACACACGCCGCCGAGCAGCCGACGGGUGCAAACGCCGUCCGCCGAGAUUGUGCUUCCUUCCUGAGCUGAAGUGGCGGAACUUUCACUACAGGCCCGUCAGUCGCGCCGUCGUUGUUUGUGUGAAGUUUAGUGUGUUUAGUGUGUAAAACGCUGUUGAGAAUUUGAUAGUGGAACAGAAUCACCUGUACAAAGUGUGAUCUGUACCUGGGCGAUCACUUAGCACGGGCAGCAAUUAACACCUCUCUACGGUGUGCAAAAACGGUUCCGCUGAUUUGUUACUUAAAUUACGUGCUAGUCAAUUACCCAUCCGAUCAGUUUGCUCAUUAGCUGUGGUGAUUCAAUCAUACCGAAGAGCUGAAACUCACUCUGCUCGAUCAAUCGGCAACUAGUUGCGGCCAGACACGAUGGAUACCGAGCGGCAGUGUGCACCAGAACAGUCAACCGAAAGCAAGCCUGAAGGCAAGGCACGUGGUGCGGACAUAAACUAUGGCAUCGACGACAAUCCGCCGUGGUACUUCUGCAUCAUGAUGGCGCUACAGCACUAUCUAACGAUGAUUGGGGCAAUCGUUUCGAUUCCGUUCAUACUUACGCCCGCCCUGUGCAUGAGGGAUGAAGAUCCGGCCCGCGGUACGAUCAUUUCCACCAUGAUCUUCGUCACCGGGCUGAUCACGUACCUGCAGGCAACGUGGGGCUGCCGAUUGCCCCUCGUCCAGGGCGGCACGAUCUCGUUUCUCGUGCCGACGCUCGCCAUCCUGAACCUGCCCCAGUGGAAGUGUCCACCGGCCGACGCAAUCGACGCGAUGACCGACACCGACCGCACCGAGCUGUGGCAGGUGCGGAUGCGCGAACUGUCCGGUGCGAUUGCCGUGGCGGCCGUGACACAGAUCGUGCUCGGAUUCAGCGGGCUGGUGGGGAAGCUGCUGCGCAUCAUCACCCCGCUGACGAUCGUACCCACGGUGGCGCUGGUCGGCAUAACGCUCUUCCAGCAUGCCAGUGAAACGGCCUCCAAGCAGUGGGGCAUCGCCGUCGGCACGACCGGCAUGCUGACGCUGUUCUCGCAGGUCAUGGGCGAGGUGCCGUUCCCGGGCAUUACCUACCGCAAGGGGCACGGUUUGCGCGUGGUCUGGUUCCCGCUGUUCAAGCUGUUUCCCGUGCUGCUCACGAUCGCCAUCAUGUGGACGGUGUGCGGCGUGCUGACGGCGACGGGCGUCUUUCCCGAGGGGCACCCGGCCCGUACCGAUGUGCGGUUGCGCGUGCUGCAGGACGCGGAAUGGUUUCGCGUGCCGUACCCGGGCCAGUUCGGGCUGCCGACCGUGUCGCUGGCGGGCGUGCUGGGCAUGCUGGCCGGCGUGCUGGCCUGCACGGUCGAAUCGAUCAGCUACUAUCCGACGAUAGCGCAGAUGUGUGCGGCGCCACCGCCUCCCCUGCACGCGAUCAACCGGGGCAUCGGCAUCGAGGGGCUCGGCACGAUGCUGGCGGGGCUGUGGGGCUCCGGCAACGGGACCAACACGUUCGGCGAGAACGUCGGUGCGAUCGGCGUAACGAAGGUGGGCAGCCGGCGGGUCAUACAGUGGGCCGCCCUCAUCAUGGUGCUGCAGGGCGUGCUGAACAAGUUCGGGGCUGCGUUCAUCAUGAUCCCGGAUCCGGUGGUCGGCGGCAUCUUUUGCGUCAUGUUCGGCAUGAUCACGGCGUUCGGGCUGGCCGCACUGCAGUACGUCGAUCUGCGCUCCUCGCGCAAUCUGUACAUACUGGGCGUGUCGUUCUUCUUCCCGCUCGUGCUGUGUCUGUGGCUGCAAGAACAUCCGGGCGCGAUCCAGACGGGCAAUCAGACGGUCGACUCCACGCUCUCGGUACUGCUCGGCACAACCAUCCUCGUCGGGGGUGUGCUUGGUUGUGUGCUGGAUAAUCUGAUACCCGGCACGCCGGAGGAGCGUGGCCUUGUCGCUUGGUCGAAGGAGAUGGCCCUCGAGACGGCACAGGACAACGAUGACGUGCCGGCGGGUGGUCUCGUGUGGGAGAAAAACACGUUCGAUUUCCCGUAUGGUAUGCAGCUAAUGAGAAGAUGGAAGUGGACCCGCUACGUACCGUUCCUGCCGACGUACAGAAUGAAGCUUUGAGUGGGGACAUACAUACAGGUCAAAGGUCGAGUACUUUUCUCGGAUACACCGCCCUGGAGACCCACUCAAACGCCGUUGCGAUGUACGGAAUUUGGCAUGGCAUGCCACGCAUCCAGGCGGGUUGAUUCGCAACUAAGACCGCCGCCUCUGUUCUGCAACGGGACGGCUCACGCUAGUGGAAUAUAGAAAUGAAGUUGAAUUGAA